This is a messenger RNA of Nanorana parkeri, 1414 nucleotides long. RefSeq names its product probable acyl-CoA dehydrogenase 6. Gene Ontology annotation, molecular function: flavin adenine dinucleotide binding; acyl-CoA dehydrogenase activity. NCBI's taxonomy places the organism in Eukaryota, Metazoa, Chordata, Amphibia, Anura, Dicroglossidae. Bases 109 to 1377 code for a protein of 422 amino acids. Gene Ontology annotation, biological process: fatty acid beta-oxidation using acyl-CoA dehydrogenase. The transcript has 10 exons. The record is from RefSeq and is a predicted model, not a curated record.
CCAGGGAGGAGCUGUCAUUGGCCAGUCACCAGGAAGUGGGGCACUCUAGAAGCACGCAGCCUUGUUGUCUUGUCACAGUCAGAGUCCUGGAGACAGAUCUCUGCAGCCAUGGCUCUCCGGCUGUGUUCCCUGCACCUGAAGACAAGCAGGCUCCCUGGAUCUCUGUGCAGGCUCUUCUCACUCACAGCCCCGGCCAGCCAAUCCGCUGCCCAGGCUUCCAGCGUUCUGUAUACCCCAGAACACCACGCCAUCAGGGAGUCACUGCGAAAGAUAAUAGACACUGAAAUCAACCCAUAUGUAGACCAGUGGGAGAAAGAAGAACAGUUUCCCGCUCAUCAAGUGUUCAAAAUCCUUGGACGUGCUGGGAUGUUGGGAGUCAGCAAACCAACUGAAUAUGGUGGAAUGGGUUUGGACUUUUCAUACAGUAUCGCCAUUGCAGAAGAACUUGGCAAUAUUAAUUGUGGCGGGAUACCGAUGGCCAUAGGAGUUCAGUCUGACAUGGCGACCCCAGCACUGGCAAGAUUUGGAAGUGAUGAGCUGAAACGCCAGUUCCUGGCACCGACCGUAGCCGGAGAUGUGGUGGCAUGCCUGGGGGUCAGUGAAGCUGGAGCUGGGUCUGAUGUGGCAAGUAUCAAGACCACAGCGGUGAAAAAAGACGAUGAUUACGUUAUUAACGGCAGCAAGAUGUGGAUAACAAAUGGAUGCCAAGCCGACUGGAUGUGCCUCCUCACCAACACCAGCAAUGGACCUCCACACAAAAAUAAGUCUCUUAUAUGUCUGCCUAUGAAGACACCUGGUGUCCACGUCACCAAGAAAAUUGACAAAAUCGGAAUGAAGUCAUCAGACACGGCUCAGAUAUUCUUUGAAGAUGUCCGAGUUCCUAGUAAGAAUUUGAUAGGGGAGGAAGGAAUGGGAUUCAUGUAUCAGAUGUUGCAAUUCCAAGAGGAACGAAUGUGGGGAGCCGCGAGCGUUCUCACACGCAUGGAAAGCAUCAUCCAAGAAACAAUUGACUACACCAGCCAGAGGAAAAUCUUCAACCAGCCGCUGCUCAACAACCAGGUUGUCCAUUACAGGUUGGCCGAGCUGAGUACCGAGGUGGAGCUUCUCCGAUCAUUGCUGCACCGCACAGUCGCAUUGUAUAUCGAAGGGAAUGAUGUCACCAAAUUGGCAUCAAUGGCCAAACUAAAGGCUGGACGUCUAGCGAGAGAGUUGAGUGACAGCUGCCUCCAGUUCUGGGGGGGAAUGGGCUUCACCAAUGAGGUCUCUGUAAGCAGGUUUUAUAGAGAUUUCCGUCUACUCUCGAUUGGCGCCGGAGCGGAUGAAGUCAUGCUGUCGAUUAUUUGCAAAUAUAUGGGCACCCUUCCUGGCAAAAAAUGAGGCCACUUUUGAGUCGAAAGCCAAAUUCCGGGAAGAA